Exophiala xenobiotica is the source of this 1632-nucleotide messenger RNA. RefSeq lists its product as uncharacterized. NCBI's taxonomy places the organism in Eukaryota, Fungi, Ascomycota, Eurotiomycetes, Chaetothyriales, Herpotrichiellaceae. The record is from RefSeq and is a predicted model, not a curated record. The annotation marks the transcript as partial. The transcript has 2 exons.
CAAUGAUCUGGAUCAUCUUCAGCUCAUUGUUCGUUAUCAGCUUUUCGUCUUUGGCGACUGCCAUGUCAGGAUACAGCAGCAAUAGCGAAGCGGUCAUGCCAGACUAUGCUGGUCAUCUGGUCGACUACGCGGACUACGAGGUUGUCCACUUCGCCAUCAACGAUGCCUGGCGGAUUGGCGAGCCCGAACCUGUUACUGUUACUGUUGGUAAUGCUUGCGUGUGGCAAGGGAUAGGCUCCAAGGACGAUGACACCGACGGGGUUACCAAAGGUGCUGGUACCUAUCCUUCUAGAGAUGUCGAUACCGACGACGACGAAGAUCCCUUCGAAUACGUCCCGUUCAACUGUACCAUGUUCUGGCGCACAGUUCAGUAUGUCGGUCUCUAUGGCCUCGAAGCAUCUCGACAUUCGCCCAGCACAUUUGUAUGGAAUGGAAUACAACAUAACCUGACCUCUCCGACACUGAACAUCACAACAUCAUAUACGCCGUCGUCGUUGUUAUCUCUCUCAAACUAUCUUGACGACUUCUCCACCCAAUCACCAAGCACUCUGAAGUCGGUCGGUAAAGUGUCUGAAUCCACAUUCUGGAUUUACGACAAUCAAACGUAUUCGUUCGACUAUGUUCUGGAUCACGCGACCUGUCAAUACACGCAUUCGCACAAUUGGGGUUUCUCAUUUUUGCUGCUGUUCACAACGGCAUUGCUGCUGGCUAUUUGGGCCGUAGGGACAUAUGUUUUGUGGUUGUCUGUUGAUCUUCAUUCACCACGCUUGGACGGCCAUGGAGCCGGAAGGCGGUUUGAUGCUGGGAGCAGAGGGAUAUAUCGAUCGAGUUGGGAGCUCGUGGAAGCGUUGAAGACGUAUCUAGGACAUGACGCUGUCCAUCCAGGGAUGAGUGAGAAUGAAAUCCGCAGUAUGAUCAAGCGACGUCGCAGAUAUGUCACCGGCGGUGCCCAAGGUGUGGGCACUGCGUGUGAUGCGCAUUUUCUACAGCGGUCGGACACGAAAGCAGAGGAAGGUACAUUUCAUGCCCAUUCACUUGCGCAAACGCCGGCACCAGGCCAGACACCCUGGAAGAAGUUCAAGCAGUGGUCGCGUCCACUACGACCAAACGCCGAAGAGUCGAUCAGACGCCCACGGCAUGCAGAUGCAACACUCUCCACGGCUUCACAACACCCGAUCCUGAUAUCUCGCAGCACGCUUGGAACAACAACAUCCUCCCUCACAUCACCCUCGCCGUCUUCGGUGGUUACUUUUAGCAACCUGCUGACAACCGAACAUGAUAUGCUUGCCGAGUCAGGGUCUCGUUCGGUCGACGGCCGAAGAAAUAAGCCGCGACUCAGCAAGUUGAAUUCCACAGGGUCCGGUGUAGACCAAAUCCAAGGUCAGGGUCGGUCCGUUUCUGCAGCUUCAUCGGGAACUUGGUGGCUUGCACCAGCAUCGGCUUCGAGCUCAGGGGCAUCAUCGACGUUUGUUACGUCGAUUGAAGAUGCCGACACGCUUGGUAGCGGGACUAAUGGUCGACUCGUGGGAGGAAAGGGGCAGGAUAUGGCUGCGCAAGGAACAGACGGCGAUGUAUUGGAGUUUAGGUAUGAUCUCGGCGACGAUUGAACAAAGCAAAUUAUCGUGUUCCCGG